Molecule: messenger RNA, 522 nt
Organism: Rhodamnia argentea
Lineage: Eukaryota; Viridiplantae; Streptophyta; Magnoliopsida; Myrtales; Myrtaceae
Product: disease resistance protein L6-like
Exons: 1
Coding region: 1-522 (173 amino acids)
Biological process (GO): signal transduction
Source: RefSeq, a predicted model, not a curated record
AUGGAAGCCCCUGCAUCCAUCAGUGGCAUUGGAGAAGCUGGUUCUUCUGGGAACCAGAAACCAAUGCAAAUGCCUGAAACAGUGGAAGGGUGUGACCAUGAAGUGUUCUUGAGCUUUAGAGGACCGGAUACGCGCACGGGCAUCACCGAUCAUCUUUACUGCCGUCUCAAAGAAGCAGGAGUCCGCACAUACUGUGACAACGAAGAGCUUCGCAUCGGUGAAGAGAUCGGCCCAGACCUUCUUGGAGCGAUUGAGCAAUCGAAGAUCUCCAUACCCAUCUUCUCUAAAGGAUAUGCUUCUAGCAAAUGGUGCCUUAAUGAGCUAGCUCAUAUGGUGGACUGUAGGAGGAAUGGACAAAUAAUUAUUCCCCUUUUCUACUAUGUCGAACCAUCCAAGGUUCGAUAUCAAACCGGAGGUUAUGGUGAGGCCUUGCUCGUGCACAAAGACAAGAAGCGUGUGGACAAUGCGACCAUCCGGAAGUGGAGAGCUGCUCUCAAAGAGGUUGGAGGGUUAAAGGGGUAG